GAGGCACCGAACCAUAUUCAGCGUAAGACGAACAAAGUUAAUGGCACUUCUUGUGUGGCUGUGCGCGUCCACGGUUCAACUUCCUUACGUCGCAAAUGGCGAUAUAUAUACUUUUCAUCCGGGCAAAGGGAUUUGUUUCGUCGAGUUUACACUCUCGGCGAAGGUCGGCAUCAUAUAUCUUGUCCUGCCUUCGAUUGUUGUCCAGCACUUCUACAUGAAAGUAUUCCUAGCUCUGAGAGCCAACAGAAGACACGUUCAAACCCUGCGAGGGCUAACAAGCGACCCUCUCAGAAUGACAAUACAAGAAGUCAAGUUAACAAGAACUUUAUUAGUGACCGUGCUCGCAUAUGCCAUUUGUUGGACUCCAGUUAUGAUAACAGAUUUGGUGGACAUGGCUCUUGGAGGGUGGGCCCUUCCCCGUGGUGCCUAUUUGAUGUACUCAACUUGUGGUCUCGCGAGUUGUUGUAUAAAUCCCCUGGUGUACGGGACCAUGAACAAAGUAUUCCGUGACGAAUACGUCAGAUUGCUUGGACUACGUAACACUAAAAAUCCUAGUAAUUCUAUAACUUCAGUUGUAAAGUAGCAUUAACGUUUUGCGCAGUUAGAAUGUUGCCUUACAAGGCUGUGGGAAUGAAGAUAUAGAUGGCAUCAAUCCAUAAAAUUUACUGAGCAGUAGCAAUAAAUUCAUUUGAUAAAACAAGAGGAAGGGAAGCCCUUAGACCUUUAAAGAGGGACAAAAGUUAUGCCUCCGGUCUACGAUUGUCCUCUCGAUAGUACUUAAUAGCGCUUUUUCACAUGACGUCCAUAUUUAUGUCCCAAAACAAUGAAACCGGGGCCAUGUCAGUGUCCUAAACCAAUCCUAUGGCAGUUCAACUCUUUUGUUAUGUAAGCACUUUCUCUUGUUCCGAUAAAUUUGCAUGGCUGCUGGCCACGUGAAUGAAAACGCUCCAUAAUAACUGAUUGUAAACGUUUUUCUUUACCAGGCAUUGUAUUUCUCUAGGUUUUGGUUGUCAGUUUCCGAUAAACUUUUCUUUUCUAUAAUAUAAGUAGUUGUUAUUAGAAUCUAAGUAAAGCUAGACAUAAACGAGUUGAUCAAUGCAUUCGUGAUAUUGUUUUUUUUGGUGCAAAGUCCCCGAAGGUCGAAGAACAAUUUGUGAACUUCUUCCUUAGACUACACAUAGCGACUACAUGUAGUCGGUAGAUGGUGGAGAACAGAUUUACCCUUACACCACUAACUACGUUAGCUGAACUUGAGAGCAAAAUUUGGAAGUUCAACCAAAUGCAACCACGAGCUAAAACCGUCUGAUCCAAUUUGAAAAUGACAGCACCAACCAAACACGCCCAACUCGCAACGAAUUGUCGAUCACGAACAAAAGAACAGUUAUGUGUUUGACAGGAAAAUUUACCAAUAUCAGUACAGGUGCACACUAUGCAAAUUAUUUUUAAGGUGGAAAAUGUCAUUAAUUAUUAAAAAACUGGGUUAUUGGAUAAUGCAAUUCAAAGGUUUUCAUUGGCUUAGCCACAAUGGAAAAUGAGCAAUCAUGCUAUGCUCAACAUGGUAAGAGAACGCGUAAGUCUUAGCGGCAACAAUGCCGAAAAGAUACUGUAGGCGUUGAAACCGUUAUUCGAUCGAAAUUUAUGUUUUCAUGAAUACACGUUUUUUCAUGCUAUCUUCGUCUACUGAUCGCGUUGAAACAUCGUGAACGUAUUUAGAUGGAGCAGUGGAAUCCUAUCUUCACCCAUACUACCUUCCGAUAUUGUUACGUGCGCACUCGGUACGCUAUUUAAAUACUCCAACAGAACUGGCGUUUGGAAAACUCCCCAACUGAUAACCUGGAACAGGGCUUGGAACGGCGUCAGAAAGUUACGAUUAAUACACUGGCUGAUUCAACAAAAACAAGUUUUGGCUCCCACAGUUAAGUUACUUACGAGGUUGGCAUAAACUGAUAAAGCCAAGUAAUGAUUGUGAAGUCUUUACAAAUACAACCACUGAAUAUUUGUUUUUAAUCAGUAACACUGACAUUUUACGUUAUUGAAAUUUCCUGUUAUUUGGCUGGACUCGAAGUAUAUAAGAAGCGAAACUUGUGGCUUUCAAAGUUACAACGGACUUAGCCAAACUGAUACGGUAUUGCGCCAAUGCAGUCGAGAAGUUUGGUUUGGAAUUGAACGAUGCAUCCGCCCCGUGUCAUCUGAAAAGGUAAAUUAGAUGUGGACAAUUCGUCAGUAAUCUGCCAGAAAGAUAUUGAAGCAUACUUGCCAUGUCACUUUUCGAGAAAGAUUGCUCCGCAGUACCGCCACCAAUAUCACUGUCGUUCUUCACGGCGAUCAUUUCUAUCGUCCUGUUCUUCUUUACAGUGCCGACAAACUUCUUAAUCUGCUGGGCAGUGUACAAAGGACCACAAGAACUGCUCCGAAAUGCGUUUAACUGCCUCGUGGUCAACUUGGCCUUUGCUGACCUUAUUGUCGGACUUGUCGUGCUGACAAUAUCUACAUAUGUUCACCUGCUGGAAGGUUUAACAAAUCAUCCCAACUUACCAGUACUUCCAGUGGGUCACAUAUCAUAUUUCAUAUGCUGCACGGCGUCAACUUUCAGUCUUACAGCAAUGGCUAUCGAUCGCUACAUUGCCGUUGCUUACCCCGUCGUUUACAGAAACAAGAUCACCCCUCGUGGUGCUGUCGCCGUCUCGAUUUGCAUUUGGUUUAUUUCUAUUUGCUUGCCCUUAGCUGUCUAUUUCCAAAUUGGCUUCAUAAAAUACGCUUUCGUUUUUGCCAAUACAGCUAUUGUUGCCACAUUGCUGAUCUUUUUCUUUUCGUACAUCACAAUUUAUCGCAAGCUUCACGCACAGUUUCAUAUGUCUUCGCAACUCCAAUCGGGAAUGAAUUCACACAGCGCUCAAAUACGAGCACAAGAACAUGAAAAGCGCCUGGCGAAGACAUUCGUUCUCAUUCUGGCGGCUUAUCUCAUCUGCUACACGCCUUCAUGUGUAAUAAUCUACAUCUUAAACUUCUGCCGCAGUUGUAGCUGCAUAACAAUCCAUUGGUUUCGAGACCUUCAGUACGUUUUCAUCUGGUUCAACUCCGUGCUCAAUCCGUUUCUUUAUUCCUGGCAAAUUCCAAGCUUUAGAGACGCUGUUUUGGCAAGAAUACCUUGGAAAAGAAGUGCAAGUCCAAACCAAGUAUCCCCUGAUGACCAAUCGUUGGGAAUGACCGACAGCAAUUCUCUUCCGUCCCGAAGAGUUACGAUUGGUAGAGUAUAGAGGCUUUUUACUGUCAUCGUAAAACACAGCAACAGAUGAACAUGCUGAUUUGAAAAAAAAUGACUGCGAUCGAAGUUAGCAAUAAUGUACAGGAAAAGAAACCAGGCGAGGUCGUUGGUAUGGACGGAUUAACAAGACUGAAAUGUUGAAUCUGAGGCCAAAGGGACAAAAAUCGAAACGAUUUCUUUCUCGGGCCUGCAUCUUUCCGACAAAUGUUUCUAAUUUCCUGUGUCAUUGAAACUAGUACAGUGUUUGCAUAACGUACAAAAUACUGAGACCAGUGUGCGUUUCUCUGAACGGCUCGAAAGUUUAUGCUGGACAAGAGUUUUAUGGGAAGUAACAUGGGGGUAAUAUUAAGUUUUGGGGGUAACAUUAAGUCAUUAAGUUGGCUAAAUUGGUCCUGUCAAGGCAUUGGCACAAUUCGCCAAAAGACAAAAGUUUGCAUUGCUCGUGGAGCUGUAGAUACAUAUGAGCUUUUACUUCAGCCACGGCAUGCUUUGUAAAUACAAGGCAGUUUAAUGUAACAAUCGUGUUUGCAUAACCUCACGCAGCCUGUCUGUUUGAGAAACUUAGACAAGUGGACAAUUCUCGCAGGGAAGGAAUAUUUACCCUAGUCUGGCAUCAAGCGCUUACAAACUGUGUCGAUGGAAGUCUACAAUAUAAGAUGCCAACAGCACUCCCGUUCUAUUGACAUGCAUGGACCAACAAAAAUGUUUCCCACAUAGAGGAUUGGUAACGCGUACGCAGGAAAUUUACUUCAGAAGAUACAAAUUAGGAGGACCACACUCAUUAGUUAAUUGUGACAGCUGUUCGUGAUCCUGAGAAACAAAAUAGACGUAUAUUGUUUACCUGUACAGUACCGUAUCAUCAGAGAAACGGAUCAAGAAAAUCUAUGCUCUUUUCUUGUACAGAUAGGAUACUACAAUGAAGAGUAAUAUAUUUGAUCGAGAGAAAAUCCUCAAUUUCUCUUGAUUUAACCUGCUUCCUUUUAUAACAAAGCAGUACCACCAAUCAAAAGGUUGCAUGACAUAUGCGCCGAUUAGAACGUAAAUAAAUCAGUUAUUCCCACGCGGAAGCGGUUUUUACAGAGAAGUGACAUCAUGACUUGUCACUGAAGUUUCCUAUCAUAGUGGCAACUUAAAUUAACUUUAGCGUCACUGAGACAAAAUAUGAUUGGGUUUCAAAGGCACUUUAAAGUGAUUUUAGAAAUCGAACCAAUCACAUGUUUUUUUACUUUCUUAUCAUACUCCCCACUUUGUAUUUACAGUUCCUGAAAACAGGCCCGUAGAGCAAGUAUAAAUCAGUUUAUUGAGAACUUGAUCUUUGAAUAAUGCAAUUCAAGAGUUUUCAUUGGCUUAGCCAUCAUUGUAUAUGAGAAUUGUACCAUUCUCUAAGCGUGCGGAUAAUAUUUUGGGGCGAUUUUGUUUUUAUAUUAUUUUAGUUUUCCAUAUUUGGGGUCGUUUUCAAUGAAAAAAUAUAUUUCACUCACAUUUGUUGGGUGGGCGAAGCUCACAGUGAGUCGGCAGCUGACUGAGAACGAGAGUCACGUGGUCCAAACGAAUUCUACUACGAAGAUUGGGCGCUAGUUUAGAACUUAUAGAUGAGAAGAUUGGGUACUAGUUGGCUGGUUUGAGUGGAUAAUCGGUAAUUUAGCUUUCGUAAGAGUAUUGGCCUCGAGUACUACGUGGAGUCAAGCUGUUUGUAAUGUAAGGUUGUAAUUUACAGCAUGUGUUUCUCCUUUUAAAUGUGAUGAAAUGAAUGUAACGUAAUAAUGAAAAUAAUA
Molecule: messenger RNA, 5040 nt
Organism: Orbicella faveolata
Lineage: Eukaryota; Metazoa; Cnidaria; Anthozoa; Scleractinia; Merulinidae
Product: adenosine receptor A1-like
Biological process (GO): G protein-coupled receptor signaling pathway
Cellular component (GO): plasma membrane
Molecular function (GO): G protein-coupled receptor activity
Source: RefSeq, a predicted model, not a curated record